CUUUCAUCGAUCCAGCAACGAGUAUUAAAUAAAAUGUGAUAAAUUGGCAAAUCAUGACUUUAGUGUUGAAUGUGAAGCGAUUGUGAACGGUUAUACGUCCAGCUCAUUUUUCGACAACAAUUGGCUAUUGAAGCAGUGAUUUUAUUUAAAAAAAAAAAAAAACAAACAGAGUAUAUACUUCAUCAAAAAUGUGUGGAAUAUUUGCAUAUUUGAAUUACUUGACACCGAAAACUCGGAAAGAGAUUUUGGAUUUAUUGGUAACCGGUUUGAAACGUUUGGAGUAUCGUGGUUACGAUUCGGCCGGUGUUGCUAUUGAUUCAAACGAUGGCGAAAAUAUGGUAUUAUUUAAACGAUCUGGAAAAGUGUUUGUACUCGAAGAAGCAAUCAAACAAGCAUGUGAAGAGGGUAAAACAAAAGCCGAUUUUGAAUUAUAUACUCAUGUUGGUAUUGCGCACACAAGAUGGGCAACGCACGGUGUACCGAGUGAAGUGAAUUCGCAUCCACAACGAUCAGACGCCGAUCAUUCAUUUGUUGUUGUUCACAAUGGCAUUAUCACCAAUUACAAAGAUGUAAAAAACUAUUUGGAAUCAAAAGGUCACACAUUUGAAUCAGACACAGACACGGAAAUUAUCGCAAAGCUCAUCUACCAUUUGUAUCGUGAACAUCCAAACUAUUCGUUCCGUGAGUUGGUCGAACAAGUUAUUCAACAGCUGGAAGGUGCAUUCGCUUUGGCAUUCAAGUCAAAACAUUUUCCCGGUGAAUGUGUAACAACGCGACGUGGAUCGCCACUUUUGGUUGGAAUUAAAACAAAGACACGUUUGGCUACCGAUCACAUUCCCAUUUUGUACGGUAAAGAUGAUAAUAUCGCUAGCAACCACCAAGAACAUCGUCCGCGGAACAAUAGUAUUCCCGACAUUCCGAUUUUGCCACGCACUGAUAGCACAUCUGAAUUUAUGCCAGUCGACGACAAGGAAGUUGAGUAUUUCUUUGCAUCCGAUGCAUCAGCCGUUAUUGAGCACACAAACCGAGUUAUCUACUUGGAGGAUGAUGAUGUUGCAGCUGUUAAAGAUGGUCUAUUGAGUAUUCAUCGUUUGCGUAAAACGCACGAUGAUCCACAUGCACGUGAAAUAACCACAUUGAAAAUGGAAAUUCAACAAAUAAUGAAAGGAAACUAUGAAUAUUUCAUGCAAAAGGAGAUUUUCGAGCAGCCAGAGUCUGUGAUCAAUACGAUGCGUGGUCGUGUCAUUUUCAAACAAGAGAAAGUUGUUUUGGGUGGCAUCAAAGACUACAUUCCAGAAAUCAAACGUUGUCGUCGUUUGAUGUUGAUCGCCUGUGGAACAUCAUAUCACAGUGCGGUGGCCACACGUCAGUUACUUGAAGAGCUCACCGAAUUGCCAGUCAUGGUUGAAUUGGCCUCCGAUUUCUUGGAUCGUGGCACACCAAUUUUCCGUGAUGAUGUUUGCUUCUUUAUUUCACAAUCGGGUGAAACGGCCGACACACUGAUGGCAUUGCGUUAUUGCAAAGGUCGCGGUGCAUUGAUUGUUGGUGUUACAAAUACGGUUGGCAGUUCGAUUUGCCGUGAAUCACAUUGCGGUGUUCACAUUAAUGCUGGCCCAGAGAUUGGUGUCGCAUCGACAAAAGCAUAUACAUCACAAUUCAUUUCGUUAGUCAUGUUCGGUUUGGUUAUGAGCGAAGAUCGAAUUUCAUUGCAACAACGACGCUUGGAAAUUAUUCGCGGCCUCGCUCAAUUAGAAAAUCAAAUUCGCAAAGUAUUAGAAUUGGAUUCAAAAGUUUAUGAAUUGGCCAAAGAGCUUCAUACAUACAAAUCGCUCUUGAUUAUGGGCCGGGGUUUCAAUUUUGCCACAUGCUUGGAAGGUGCAUUGAAAGUCAAAGAAUUGACAUAUAUGCACAGUGAAGGUAUUAUGGCUGGAGAAUUAAAACAUGGACCACUGGCAUUAGUCGAUGAACAAAUGCCAGUACUUAUGAUUGUACUUCGCGAUCCAGUUUACAAGAAAUGCAUGAACGCAUUACUUCAGGUCAAAGCUCGUAAUUGUAAUCCAAUUUUGAUUUGCGAAGAAGGCGAUUCAGAGACUAUAAGUCAUGCAGACAAAACUCUUGAGAUACCACAAACAGUUGACUGUCUUCAGGGUAUUUUAACCGUCAUUCCAAUGCAAUUGUUGGCCUAUCACAUUGCAGUGUUACGUGGCUGCAACGUUGACUGUCCCCGUAAUCUCGCCAAAUCCGUGACAGUCGAGUAGAACAAGCACAAAUUAAAUCGAACCUUUUGUUCCUUCUAAAAAGAACGUCUAUUUUAAUACAUCCAUCUCUACUGUCUAUUUUAAUCGAAAACAAUGUAAUUGUAGACAUUUGAAAAAUGUCAAAUAUUUAAGAAUCUAAGCACGUUUUUACUGUUCAUUUAUCAUUUUUGUUAUUGCUUUUUUUUAUUGCAUGUGUAUAACGAGAUUUGAAUUCUAAAUUCACGUUUUGUGUAUAUUUUGACCAUAUAUCACAUUCG
Molecule: messenger RNA, 2515 nt
Organism: Contarinia nasturtii (swede midge)
Lineage: Eukaryota; Metazoa; Arthropoda; Insecta; Diptera; Cecidomyiidae
Product: glutamine--fructose-6-phosphate aminotransferase [isomerizing] 2-like
Exons: 10
Coding region: 189-2258 (689 amino acids)
Biological process (GO): carbohydrate derivative biosynthetic process; UDP-N-acetylglucosamine metabolic process; fructose 6-phosphate metabolic process
Molecular function (GO): carbohydrate derivative binding; L-glutamine:D-fructose-6-phosphate transaminase (isomerizing) activity
Source: RefSeq, a predicted model, not a curated record